Messenger RNA from Exserohilum turcica Et28A, 3297 nucleotides. RefSeq lists its product as uncharacterized. Lineage: Eukaryota; Fungi; Ascomycota; Dothideomycetes; Pleosporales; Pleosporaceae. The record is from RefSeq and is a predicted model, not a curated record. The annotation marks the transcript as partial. The transcript is spliced from 2 exons.
AUUGAGCAACUGAUAUAUCGCAAAUACCAAAUCGUGCCAACUGGUCUGAUCCCUGUUGCCGAAGAUGCAUGCGCUCAGGAGAUUCAAGACGCAGCCCACUUCGACUCGCUUAGAGCUCUGCCUAAGCUCAGGGAUGGCGACAAGGAAGAAAAGGAAGAACUGACCGAAGAACAAAAACGCGAAAUGGCAAACCGCAAGCUCGAAGAAAAAGCUCAUGCCUUCCGACGCAUAGCCCCAAUCGCCAAAGACAUUCACGAGCUUAUGGCACGCAAAAAGGUUUUCACCCAAGAUGAAGACAACCGAGUCAACAUCCAGAUGGUUGAACAACCCGAGCUUACAUCGUUCCUACGCAUCCGCCACAGCCUACAUUAUCGCGACGCUGAUGUCCCUGACAAGCAACCUAGCCGCAACAUCUACAUCGACCUCACAUACAACAACACAAACGGUCGUCAAGGCGAAGAAGGCAAGGACAUCGACUACUACAACACUCACCGAGUCGUGGACGUCAGCGAUCCCGCUUGGCAGCCAUACCUCGAGAAGAUCUUCCCUCAAACCAAGAAGCAUGAGGACUACUUUGUCACCUUGUAUGGGUCGGUCAAAGUAUCAGGCCUCCAUCUAUACUUGAUCACGUUCAAGCAUAAUGAGAAGCACUGCACCGGAAAUCUCAUGACUCGUCAGGAAGAUGUCACCGCUUUGAACACUGAUCUUCGCACCGUCAUUGAGGCAGAGCCGGCGGUCUUUGUACUGGUCCGCGCUGACGACGAUCUGCCCAUCCAUGUUCAGACCUUGGUUGAUCGCUUUGUGGAUUUGACCCGAUAUAAUCCACUGAAUGAGUUCUUCGAGCAGCCCAAGAACCCCAGUCUGAGCGACACUGGCAUCAAGAAGAUGGAAGAAUUGCCAGUUUUCACAGCAUUCCCUCAAGCCGUCUAUGACGUGUGGCAGACCUACUCACAACAAUUGGGCAUUGCCGGAUUGUUGGAGCAACGCUUUUCGAUGGGAACUCAUAUUUACGAUGCAACGGUUGCCGUCGUCCCAAUCCCCGCAACCUUCCUCGCUGUCGCCAACGUUUUCAUGUCAUACCAUUUGCAAGCCAGCAUCAAGUAUGAUGAGGAUAAGCCAAGGCUUAUGCCAGGAGACACGGUUAUUGUGGAGUUUGAGCCGCGGGAUGAGGCUUCCUCUGCAUCUGAAAAGGCAUGGAAGGGACGAGUCAGCGAACCAACUCAAGCUACACCCAUGGGCGCCAGCAACAUUAUUGUCGAACGCCCCAUCAAAGACGGAGAACUGUUGGAUGAUAAAGAACACUCCAUUAUCACCAUGAAUGCGCUGGGCAAGAUGUCAGCACCGCAACUGAUUCGAUGGUGCCAGGACAACUUCAAGGUCAAGAUCAAGAUUUUCGCGCAAGGUGACGCAAAGGAAUGCAAGAGGCUCAUGAACAACGUCCGAGCUAUGGAGCUUCCCGAAAGUCAGAGAGAAACACAUGAAGAAAAAGGGAAGAUACUCGAAGCAGCGCGCAACACUCUUCUGUGCACCAACCACCUACUGUCGACCACGACCCCGCUCUACGAUGAUGUUCUCGAGAACCGCGAUGCCAGUACCACCUACAUACAAGAAGUCCUUCGACCCCAUCAGAAGGAAAUCUAUGACAAAUGGAUGAUGGACGGCGUCUACGACAAGACUAUCUGGCUCACAGGUCCUUCAGGAAGCGGCAAGACAUACCUCGCUGCUGCAACAGUGCUCCCAUACCUGAACAAGGUAACGACCGCCACCGACCCGACCACCGACCCGACCGCCGACCCUACCGACGAACCCACCGCUGACGCCGAAGAAAGCGCACCGACCAAAGGCUCCGCAGACUCGGAUGCUAAACAAAUGGGCGAUGUUGAGAUUGAGCAUGGACGGAUCACAAUGCUAGCAAUGCAGAACGAAUCGGUUGACGCCGAGUACGUGCUGAUGAAAGCCAUGGCCGAGCAAUACGCAAAGGACAUGUGUCUGCCUAAGCCAAUGGUCCUGCGCAUGCACGGCAGAGAAUCAGAACUCGCGGCCGUUAGAGCAAUGACGCACCCCUUGUAUAACCCCAACGAGCACAAGCCUAGGUUCAACGUUGACACGUCUGUCACGGUUACGGAAGAAGUCCCCAUGAGUCUGCUGAACGCAUACCUGGCAGCAUACCGUGGUGGAAGCCCGUGGAUCUCGGACCGACGCUUGAAGCACGUUGAUGGUGCAGCAGCCCGAUACAUCCUGCAGCUCGCCCGUUUCCCAGGCUUUGACGUUUCACAGGAACUGCGCGAUACUUUCUCUGCGCAAGAACGAGAAGAGUUCGCCAAGAGCCUGAAGCCUGUCAUCAAGGGACAUCAAAUGAAGCGAACUCCAGAAGGCAUUAACGUGGAGCUCAAGAUACAGAUCGCCCAGGCAGCAAAGGCAGCCCUGGAAGCCUUACUCGAACGCGCCGCGGUCGUAUGCACCACAGUCUCAGUCGGCACGCAGAUGAGUUUCAACAUGAUCCGCCGGGCCCAUGCCGUCGUCCUGGAGGAAGCCGGCAGAGCCAAUGACACGGAGACGGUGGGUAUCCUCUCCCAGUAUUGGAACUGCGGCCUCAAGAUACUUGGCGGAGCCACGAAUCAGCUGCGGCCUAUGGCUUUUGGAAACCCGAAGCAAAACCCUUUCCAAAAGACGCUCGAGAUGGCUACUAUCGCAAGGCUUGAAGCCACUGGUGGUGAUGUAAACAGAUUGCUGGCCUCCUCCCGGUACCGAAACCAACAGCUGUUUGACUUGUGCGCGACGGUCAACGACAUGCCGACAAUGGUACCCGUCCAAGGCGCUUUCGACGAUGCAUCGUCACAGCAGUACGCCAACAUCAACAAGAAGAUCUGGAAAAUUGACAGCAACCUUAUCUUCCUUAAUACCGUCCACACCACGGAACAGAGAGAUGCAAACCGCUCCACUUACUGUUUGGAAACAGCCGCCGUCGCCAUCAAGGAUGCAGUCGAACGCGUCCAGUACAUUGAAGGAAAACACCAUGUCAUCAUUACUCCGUACAACGCUCAAGUUGGAGUUUUACGCCGGGAGCGCGACUUCGCCGCCUACACUGCACAUACACGACGCCAGACCGCUAUCGCAAAGAAGCUGAUGGAUAUUGAGAUCACCACUAUCGACUCAUUCAUGGGCAAGGAUCGCGAGUCAGUGACAGUAGACACCGCAGGAGUCAUUGGCCACCUGUUUGAAUACGGACGUACUGUCGUUGCCGCUACUCGCGCUCGGACCUCCUGCCAGUUCAUCGGCCCCACCAUGAACUUCACA